Messenger RNA from Scomber scombrus (Atlantic mackerel), 1722 nucleotides. It is a transcript of the gene clta, whose product is annotated as clathrin, light chain A. Gene Ontology annotation, cellular component: clathrin coat of trans-Golgi network vesicle; postsynaptic endocytic zone cytoplasmic component; plasma membrane. The record is from RefSeq and is a predicted model, not a curated record. Lineage: Eukaryota; Metazoa; Chordata; Actinopteri; Scombriformes; Scombridae. Gene Ontology annotation, molecular function: clathrin heavy chain binding; structural molecule activity. Bases 87 to 695 code for a protein of 202 amino acids. Gene Ontology annotation, biological process: clathrin coat assembly; clathrin-dependent endocytosis; intracellular protein transport. The transcript has 5 exons.
CCCGUUGAGUUAAUCGGUUUCGGUCAACCGUUACACCUGCUCAGGGCUUUCUCACACUUAUUCUCCCACAAAAAGUACACACAAUCAUGGAUGAUUUUGACAUGCUCAACGCGCCCGCUGCUGGAAACGGCGUCGGCUCGGAAGAGGACCCUGCGGCCGCUUUCUUGGCCCAGCAGGAGAGCGAAAUCGCGGGGAUUGAAAACGACGAAGGAUUCAGCAUCCUGGACAGCGGAGAGGUCCCGUCGUCGCUGGGAGACACCACCGAUGGUGCUGUCAACGGAGAGCUUCAUGAGGAAAGCAACGGUCCAUCAGACGCCUAUGCAGCAAUUUCCAGCGCAGACCGCCUGCAGGCCGAACCUGAAAGCCUACGCAAGUGGAGGGAGGAGCAAAGAGAGAGACUGGAUGUGCUUGAUGAUAACUCUCGCAAGCAGGAGACAGAGUGGAAGACCAAGGCCAAGGUGGAGCUGGAGGAGUGGCACGCCAGACAGGAUGAGCAGCUGGAGAAAACCAAAUCCAAUAACAGGGCGGCUGAGGAAGCCAUGAUUUCAGAGAUGGACGAGAACAACCCUGGCACCGAGUGGGAGCGGGUGGCUCGGCUCUGCGACUUCAACCCCAAGUCCAGCAAGCAGGCCAAAGACGUGUCCCGCAUGCGCUCCGUCCUCAUCUCCCUGAAGCAGUCCCCGCUGGUCCGCUAGGCAGUGAAUGCAACUCAGAGCUUCAUUCCAUAUCAUCUUCUAUCACCACACACCGAGAAAUCCAACUACUGAUGUCCCACAUCUGUAUUCUGAAGAAAAGUGGGCUUACACCCUUUCUGUCCAUAUCUAUUUGCCAUGCACAGCCCUGUUUUUUUUCUAGCAGAAGGAUAUAGCCGGUGGUCAUACAUCAUCUGUCUCCUCCAGGCAGGGCUGUAGAGAUUAGCCUCAAAGCACCAGCUCACCAUUAUCUGCCCUCUGUAGGGUUUUUACUGGUGUGCACCUUUUCCACAACCCAAUCAAGACCUUGUAAUUCCUUUUCCUCUUUAAAUGUACUGAGAUCAAGGCCACUUAGGUCUACACAAGCCUGUGGUCUUGUGUAACACUAGUGUUAGGGUGUCGAGUAUUGACACUAAAAGGGAAGGGUUGAUGUUUGUUUGGGCCUACAGCUACACUACAACCUGCUGCUUCACAUGGCCCCCAAACAAUAUCAUUCCCAUGAUGCUGUGCUCUAACUCUUAGCCUGUCAGCCUCAUUAAACCUCCUCUGACCUAAGAGGGUUGUUAAAUGGUUCUGUUCACCUCAUGUUUUCAAUCUUCUUAAGAAUUUUCUGUAUUAUUGUUUUUUUUUUAAGGACCAAACUCUCGAGACAAAACUCCAAUUUCAGUGUGUGUGCUUUGAACUGUGUUUGUAGAGCCUGUUUGUGGCAUAUUGUGUUAAAUUUUCCAAUCUAUGCAUUUCCUUUUUUGAAAAGCCUCUCUCCCCUCUCCAGUCAGGAACUGAACAAAGUCCAGUCAUUACAAUAAAUGUGACCCGUUUGUAUGUGUGUGUGUAAACCUCUACAGUGUGUGUGUAUGUACUCUAUGCGUGUACUUAUGUACAUAUACAGAAGGCAAUAUAUAUACAGAAUUUAAAACGUUUGUCAUUGAAAUUAGACAGUUGUGGUUUUAAAGAGAACUAGAUGUUAGCCAGCUGUUGCUUGACCAUGCGUGUUCAUUGUCCAUUUGAUUUCAAUAUCAGUAAAACGUGA